AAAAGCUGUACAGUUCGCCGAGUGCGCUUCGCCAGAGAGGUUAUCAGGUUUUGCGCUCGUUGGGGCGACGGGGCGGCAUAGAGCAUACAGUGAGACCACAGAGAGAUGACCAGCCAGGCGGUGGCGACGACGGGCGGACUUCCGUUCCGAUUCACCGAUGAGCGUACCAUCAAGUUUGUGGAGCUCUACGGUCGGGAGCCCUGCUUGUGGAACAAGAGGCCCUACCUGAGAGGGGCGAGGAACGCAGCCUACAAGCGGAUCAUGGCCGGGAUCAAUGCAAAUAUCGAUCGGGGGGAAAACGGACUUUCCAUCCAGGGGGUUAAAAUAAAGAUCAAGAACCUAAGAACCGGAUAUCAUCAGGAGCUCAAGAAGAUCAAAUCGAACCCUAGACGCUACCGGCCCAAGAUACCCUGGUUCGCCCCACUGCACAAGUUCCUGGCGGAGUUCGUAGACACGAGCGAGCACGAUACUAGGGAUGUGCCGCAACUGAAGCGACUGUCCGUUCGUCUUCACCGCCUGAAGCCCAUUAAGCUGCAGGAAAUGGUCAAGCUGGAGCCUGAGGAGAUCGUCACCACAGAGCCAGACAUUACAACAGCGCCGUCGCUGUUCACCGUUCUUCCCGUGACCAUGCCAAUUGAACAGCCACCCACUCCACCGCCGUCUCUUCCGAAGGUCCCAGAGGUCAGCAUAAUGCCAUCCUCACACACGGCCCGCAGCGAGAUCCGUGGGGAAGACGAGUUUACGUUCUUUGGUUUGAGCGUGGCGGCCCAGCUCCGUAAUAUGCCGAUCUCCAAUUCCAUGAUCAUGCAGUCUAAGAUCCAGUACAUACUCUCCAUGGAACGUCGCAAGAUCAACGGACAUGCGGGCGAUAUGAAUAUUUUUAACUAAUGCGACCACCUUUUCAAAAUAUCCUAAUGAUCAUAAGAUCGUUAUCUAUGGUACUUUUUAAAUAUAAUUUACUACUUAGGUUGUGAUUUCGUUUUAGGUUUUACUAUUACAUACAUGUACGUCUACCACUGAAUACAA
Messenger RNA from Drosophila persimilis, 1026 nucleotides. RefSeq lists its product as uncharacterized. Gene Ontology annotation, molecular function: DNA binding. NCBI's taxonomy places the organism in Eukaryota, Metazoa, Arthropoda, Insecta, Diptera, Drosophilidae. Bases 106 to 888 code for a protein of 260 amino acids. The transcript is spliced from 2 exons. The record is from RefSeq and is a predicted model, not a curated record.